This is a messenger RNA of Hevea brasiliensis (rubber tree), 2084 nucleotides long. RefSeq names its product ribosome biogenesis protein WDR12 homolog. Gene Ontology annotation, cellular component: preribosome, large subunit precursor. Gene Ontology annotation, molecular function: protein binding. NCBI's taxonomy places the organism in Eukaryota, Viridiplantae, Streptophyta, Magnoliopsida, Malpighiales, Euphorbiaceae. The record is from RefSeq and is a predicted model, not a curated record. The transcript is spliced from 14 exons. Bases 186 to 1481 code for a protein of 431 amino acids. Gene Ontology annotation, biological process: ribosome biogenesis.
AAUUGCAUUUUACUCCCAAACCUUGUCGGCAAUUACAAGCACUUCCCUAAAACCCUAGUUGCGUCUCUGAUUUUCUUACUCAUCAGUAACAUCACAAAACCCUAACAUCAUUUUCCUACUGUUCUCUUUUAUCUGUUUCUGGUAGUAUCAUUUUGCCAGUGUUUGCAAUUAGAGAAUUGGAGAAAAUGGAAGGGGAUGCAGAAGAAAGGCAGAUUCAAGCACGAUUCGUUACGAAACUUAAGCCCCAAUUCAAAGCCCCACCCCCUGCCAUUACUAUCCCAGCUAAUCUCACCCGUCUCGGUCUCUCCACCAUCGUCAAUAGCCUCCUCAAAGCCGGGAAUCCUGAUUGGGAGAAUGAGCCAUUUGAUUUUCUUAUUGAUGGAGAGCUUGUUCGUAUGUCACUUGAGCAGUUUCUUCUCGCCAAGGGCAUUUCUGCGGAGAAGAUCUUGGAAAUUGAAUACAUUAAAGCAGUGGUCUCUCGGAGACAGGAGGAGCCUUCUUUGCAUGAUGACUGGGUCAGUGCAGUUGAUGGUUCUUGUCCUUGGUUCAUUUUGACAGGGUGCUAUGAUGGUCUUGGAAGGGUAUGGAAAACUGCUGGGCUGUGUACACAUAUACUAGAGGGACACAGUGAUGCAAUUACUUCUGUUAGUAUCAUUAGCCCCGUAGGUGAGGAUAGUGUUACAGUGGCCACUGGCUCAAAAGAUCAAACACUCAGGCUUUGGAAGUUUCAUACAGAAGAACCUGAAAAAUCUCCUGCAAAGAUUAGGGCCUUCAAAAUUUUGCGUGGACAUAAUGCAUCUGUGCAAAGUGUUGCAGCUGAAACUUCUGGAAGCAUGAUUUGUUCGGGCUCCUGGGAUUGUACGAUCAAUUUAUGGCGGACAAAUGAGUCUGAAACAGAAGGUGAUUUAGUGUCAGUUAAGAAGAGAAAAGUGAAAAACAAAGCUGAGGAAUCUCAAUUGGAGGGGGAGGCUAUGUCUACACUUGUGGGCCAUACACAACGUGUAUCUUCUGUUGUUUGGCCAGAACGUGAAACAAUGUACUCUGCAUCAUGGGAUCAUUCUAUUAGACAUUGGGAUGUCGAGACAGGCAAAGAUUCAAUGAAAAUAUUUUGUGGGAAAGCUCUCAACUGUGUACAUGUUGGAGGUGAAGGUUCGGCUCUCAUUGCUGCAGGAGGCUCUGAUCCCAUCCUUAGGAUAUGGGAUCCACGAAAACCAGGAACUUCUGCCCCUAUUUAUCAGUUCUCUUCUCACACUUCUUGGAUUUCGGGUUGCAAGUGGCAUGAUAAAUCGUGGUUUCAUUUACUUUCUGCAUCCUAUGAUGGGAAGGUUAUGUUGUGGGAUCUAAGAACUGCGUGGCCUCUGUCUGUUAUUGAAUCACAUGAGGACAAGGUGCUGUGUGCUGACUGGUGGAAAGGGGACAGCGUGGUCAGUGGUGGGGUUGACUGCAAGCUAUGCAUUUCUUCUGACAUUGGUGUUGUGUAAGAUGUUUUCAAGAAAGCAAACUGACUGUUGGUUUGAGCUUCGGCUAUGUAUGGAGUGAGGACGAGAUGCCUUGGUGGUGGUUUGCUCGUGGGAUGUCGAUAAAAGGUUGAUCCGAAAGGAGCGAAUGGGACGCCAAAGAGCCCCUCCUCCACCUCUGUUCUCGGCCAUUCUUGAUACUGACUUAAUGCUUUCUACAUGCUCUUGGCCGGGACUCUGUGCUUUGAGUAUGAUUGUGCUAUGGGGGUGUUGUUUGCCUUGUCUAUUAGAAAAUGCUUCUGACCAAGCUAGAGUGUUCUUGUGUGCGGCGGUGCAGGGCUCUUUGCAUCUGCUAUGUUUGUGGUUCUUGACUGGUAGUGGAAGAUUGGUAGCAGAUCUGAUGGGGGCUUCUCCUCUUGGUUAGGCAGUAGAGUUUGAUUGUAUUUUGGGUCUAUGGGCUUUCCUUUGAUUGCUUGUAGAUAGGCAUCGAUACCCCUUUUUUAGCUAGUCUAUUAUAUAUGGGUCUGGGUCUUGACCUUUUACUGUAUUGUGUGGGCUUUAAGCCCGUCUAUAUUCAACUUUUAUAUCUGACAAAAAAAAUUUCAUACAAAAUUCUAUUUGUCAAAA